AUGGCACUUUCUCGAAAUUCUCGAUGGCGCCUACGACAGACCCAUCUCCUUCAUACCCUAUACCUCCUGGUACUGCUCAGUCUCGCGGGAAUCGUCCUCAUCUGGUACGGCGUCAAUACGGACCGCGAACAUCUCUAUCCUUUGCUCACUCAGUUGAUCCCUGCGGGUCACUGCGCGUGUCUCACCUCGACCACGUUCCAAUGUGCGAGCUGCUUGACCUGCGCGCAGAUGGAUCUUCUCCCUCAGACAGCACUUCCUCCCGCGAGGCCAUGGGAGUUUGAGCAUGAGCGGGAUGGUGGAAAUGGAGGGUUGAAUCGAGCUCAGUGCACAGCUGCUUUCCCGGGACUGUUUGAAGAGAUCUCGCGUGCAGGGACAUUCUGGAAAUCGAAUGGAGGCCUUGAAGUGGAGGAAUUGAACCAAAUCCCACUGAAGCAUGGCAUGGCGCGAGUGUUCAUACGGCGUGGGGAGCUCUAUGUGGUAAAAGCGCUAUCAAGAGGGGAAGACCAUCGUCGAAAGAUCUUAUCCGUCCUGAGCGCCAUUCACCGCGCAUUGAUCACCGAUCCCGACCGAGUCUUACAACAUGAUGUUGAGUUUGUCUUCUCUGUGGAGGAUAAAGUCACGGAUGUCACUACCACCGAUCAGCCUAUUUGGACAUUUGCUCGGUCUGCCAAUGAGCAAGCAGUUUGGCUCAUGCCUGACUUUGGGUACUGGGCCUGGGAGAACGUGCACAAUUCCAUCGGACCGUAUGACCAAGUGGUUGACCACAUCAAGCGCACGGAUAUCCCCUGGUCUCAGAAAAAGAGGCAGCUCGUCUGGCGAGGGAAACCCAGUUUUGCUCCCAAGCUGCGGCGCGCACUGAUGGAUGCGGCUCGAGGCCAGCCGUGGGGUGAUGUGAAACAUGUGGACUGGAACCAGCGAACGAACGUGAUGAGCCUGGAGAGCCAUUGCCAGUAUAUGUUCAUCGCGCAUGUCGAAGGAAGAUCGUAUUCGGCGUCCCUGAAAUAUCGGCAGGCGUGCAACUCGGUCGUUGUGGCGCAUAAGUUGCAGUACAUCCAGCACCAUCACUAUCUUCUUGUGUCAGAAGGACCGAACCAGAAUUAUGUGGAAGUCGAACGGGAUUUCAGCGACCUCGCGGCCAAGGUCGAGUCGUUGUUGGAUGAUCCGACACGGGCCGAGCGCAUUGCCAACAACAGCGUCCAAACCUUUCGUGACCGAUAUCUCACCAAGGCUGCGGAGGCGUGCUACUGGCGUAUGCUCUUCGAAGGGUACAGUGACGUCUGGAAUGGCAGUGUUCCGACCGAGUCACAGUCUCAGCAACCACAGGGCCGGGGUCUCCGUUACGAGUCGUUUGUCCUCCUGGAAAGCCGCCUAAUGGUUGAGUUUGACGCGACGAGCACGAUAGGUUUGAUGGACCAUACAUAGAAC
Molecule: messenger RNA, 1425 nt
Organism: Aspergillus homomorphus CBS 101889
Lineage: Eukaryota; Fungi; Ascomycota; Eurotiomycetes; Eurotiales; Aspergillaceae
Exons: 2
Coding region: 1-1422 (473 amino acids)
Source: RefSeq, a predicted model, not a curated record